This is a messenger RNA of Sesamum indicum (sesame), 611 nucleotides long. RefSeq names its product NADH dehydrogenase [ubiquinone] iron-sulfur protein 6, mitochondrial. The record is from RefSeq and is a predicted model, not a curated record. Gene Ontology annotation, biological process: mitochondrial electron transport, cytochrome c to oxygen; mitochondrial electron transport, NADH to ubiquinone. Gene Ontology annotation, cellular component: respiratory chain complex I; mitochondrial envelope. NCBI's taxonomy places the organism in Eukaryota, Viridiplantae, Streptophyta, Magnoliopsida, Lamiales, Pedaliaceae.
AGUUUCAACAAUUUCAUUUCAGUGCCUCCGCAUCGCGCACACUCUCUCUCUAGGAAAAAACUGAACUUUGUCUCUCUACACCACAGCUCCGAGCAAUGGCGGCGUUUGGGCGAAGAAAUGGAUUGACAAUGGCGACGCAGCUCAUGAAAACCAUAACUGGAUCAUCCAAUUCACGAAGCCUCAGUGGGAUUGUCAACAGCGAGGUUAUUACCUCUCACACCGCCAAAUGGAUGCAGGAUACAAGUAAGAAGUCUCCGAUGGAGUUGAUCAAUGAAGUCCCACCUAUCAAAGUAGAUAAUAGGAUUGUUGCCUGUGAAGGAGAUAAUAACCCAGCACUUGGGCAUCCAAUUGAGUUCAUAUGUCUUGACAAGGAGGAGCCAGCUGUGUGCAAGUAUUGCGGUCUGCGAUAUGUGCAAGACCAUCAUCAUUAGAUGCCCAGUCAUUGGUUGUUCUGGUGCAAGGUUUUAUGGUCAAUUGUUUUGAGCUGUAAUUUUCAGAUACAUGUGUAUGUGGCAAGGAUGCCAUACAUUCUGUCUCCUUAAAAUAAGGAUUGUGAAACAUUCCGAACAGAAUUUGCCUGCUCAGAUAAAUGGCAUCACACAUUAGGUGAU